Molecule: messenger RNA, 360 nt
Organism: Umbelopsis ramanniana AG
Lineage: Eukaryota; Fungi; Mucoromycota; Umbelopsidomycetes; Umbelopsidales; Umbelopsidaceae
Exons: 1
Coding region: 104-289 (61 amino acids)
Source: RefSeq, a predicted model, not a curated record
CACUUCUCCCAUAGAAUUUUAUUUUCGUUCAUCUCUGCAUACUGGUUGUACAAAUAAUAUAUCGAUUGCAUUCAAACUUUGAAUUUCGUUGUUGAGAUCAAUUAUGAGGUGCAGCAUACCAUGUCGCUUGGCUGGUCAUAACGGUCAUUUCAUUUUCUGUGUUGCCACCGCAUUUCAAUUCAAACUGGGCUUAUACAUCAUGCUAUCGGAUCGGCAGUGUUUCGUGAGAGCAGUCCGGUGGCUAACCCUAGUUUGUUUCCCAGUUUCGGCCAUCCUCCCGAGACUGUGAAUGUUGUCUAUAUCGAACCGAACCCGAAGCUGAUACAAAUAGAAUAGGUGCACCGACUUGAUGGAAAUACC